Messenger RNA from Coprinopsis cinerea okayama7#130, 1324 nucleotides. RefSeq lists its product as hypothetical. The record is from RefSeq and is a predicted model, not a curated record. The transcript has a single exon. NCBI's taxonomy places the organism in Eukaryota, Fungi, Basidiomycota, Agaricomycetes, Agaricales, Psathyrellaceae. Bases 148 to 465 code for a protein of 105 amino acids.
CUUGAACCUACCUCUACAACAUCGACUAUUUUCAACUUGCAUCGACGACGGCCCUCAAACGACAUUAAGGAUUUCCAACUGCUCCAAGGACUUGACGGCACGCCCACAGGACGACGACCUCGGAGGUCCACUAAACUCGAUGUCAGAAUGCCAGUCCUCCCAGGCGGCCUAACCUACUCGCUCCCUUUCACACUUACAUCCCUCUCCGCCCGUGCCUCAUCCCAUUCCACCGGCUCUCAACCAUCCAACCCAAAUAUACCAGACAAACUCCCAACACAAGACAAACUCCCAACAAAAGGGAUCCGCUUCUCCCGCCAGGCAAUCCACGGCCUUGCAGGGCUGGGCGCUCUCAUCGUCUUCCUCACCCUCUUCGUCAGCGUGCGCUACCUCGUUGAGCGGUAUCAGAAGAGGAGGAAGGAGGAGGCGGUCAGAGCUGGGCGGGUCACUGUUAAUGCUGUCCCGUGAGGGCUGGGCGGGUCACUGUUAACGCUGUCCCGUAAGUCCUUCUAAUUGUUAAGGGCGAGGAUGGGGAUAGAGGGAGGGGGGUAGAAGAAGGGAGGACGAUCGUGGGCUUAUGUGUAGAGGCCGUAUGGCCUAUUUCGAGAUUCAGCAUUCCCUCCUUCCCUCCCUACCACGUUCGUGCCAAGGAUCUCAUCCCACCACCGCACAGCACUCGAGCGCACUCGAUCGUCGAUAACAGCCUCCUCGCCUUACUAUUACAGAUCCAGCGCACCUCAUUACACCUUACAAAUCUCGAUUCGAAGGGACCAGAGAAUUGAAGCUCUUAGCUGGAGAGCUCGCAAGCCCUCGAAUUCGUUCUCCUCACACAAGUCACAACGCCCCCGCAAAUACCGACGUACGUCCACUCAGCGCUCAUAGCUGAGGCCAGAGAGGGAGGAUAAUCUCGACAAAGACGAUCCCAGUCGACAGCAGUAUGGGAGUCGGCCUCCAUCACGAGCAGCUAACUAGUAGCUGCUAGCCGCUUGCAUGGUAGACCGCCAGGAUGGACUGAACCUGGAAGAUAGGACAGCGUAUGGCCCACGGGCCGCGGAUAAAGCGUGGUCUGGGAGCGCCAAUGUAACAAUUCAGCUGCCGGAAUGACCUCUACUGUGUAUGCAUGUGUGUAGGUAGCACAAAGCGCUAGAAGCAAUGUUACUCAACGAACGAACGCAUUCGAACAACGAAACAAUCCCACUUGAAAAAACACGAUGUCAUUUCCCUGAAUUAGUCACUGGUGUAUGUAUGUAGAGCUAUAGAAUGAGCAUCCGUCGCCUUAUGUACGUAUGUAUGUGUAGAAAUAAAUGCAAAAGGGUGUCCAUCCUCU